UUGGCCCAUCUGAUAGGUCAAAUCAUAUCGGUCACUGUACAGUUUUUCUAAACCGUCCAUUUAUGUUGUACAUACGUUGCUCAAGCAUCCGACACGUGUGCGAGACACGUCUGAGCCGCAAUCAGGUCCCCACCAAUGACGGCAUAAGAUAAAGUGGGAGGGAGAUCCCUCAACGGUCAUUUCCCAACGACCUUUUGAAAUUAGAUGAACCGUACAAACUGCAAUUCCCUACUCCAGAGCUGUAAAAGCUUACAAGAACUGAAGCAAAUUCACGCUCAGACAAUAGCCCAAGGACUCCAACAUCUCCAACAGCUAUCAUGCAAGAUCCUCAACAGCUACACCAGAUUCAACCAAACGACAGAUGCCCACAUGGUAUUUCACCAGAUCCGAAACCCCGAUAUCGUCUCCUGGACCAGCCUCAUUUCCCUCUACCUGCAAAUCGAUCGCCCACAGGAUGCAUUUUCGAUCUUCUCCCAGAUCAUAUCCAGCGGUCUGAUUCCUGAUCGGUUCGUGAUCGUGGGCGCACUCUCAGCUUGCGGCCGAAAAGAAGAUCUGGGCUGUGGGAAACUGGUCCAUGGCAUGAUCCACCGGUAUGAACUAGGCUCUGAUACCAUCGUUGAUAACGCGUUGAUUGAUAUGUAUUGCAGGAAUGGGAAGAUUCAGAUGGCCCACCUGGUUUUUAGCAAGAUGGUGGUGAAAGACGUUGUUUCUUGGACGAGCAUGCUUCAUGGGCACAUCAAGUGCAAGGAUUUAGAAUCCGCAUGCCGGGUGUUUGACAAAAUGCCGGUUAGGAAUGCAGUCUCUUGGACAGCUCUAAUCACAGGUUAUAUCCAAGGUGGGAAACCGAUUGGAGCUUUGGAACUCUUCCACCGGAUGAAAUCUGUUGGUGAGGCUCCAACUGCCAUCACCAUCGUUGGGGUACUUUCCGCUUGUGCUGAUAUUGGUGCUCUCGAUCUUGGCCGUUCGAUCCAUGGGUAUAUAAACAAAACCGACAUGAGUUUGAACACCACUGUUGGUAAUGCUCUGAUAGAUACGUACUCAAAGAGUGGAAGUGUUGGAAUGGCAGAGAAGGUCUUUGAAAACAUGUCAAAGAAGGAUGUCUAUUCAUGGACGACGAUGAUAUCAGGCUUUGCUGCACAUGGUAAUGGAAACAGAGCAAUUCAAGCAUUUUCAGAGAUGUUGCAUUUGGGUUUGAGGCCAAAUGAGAUCACAUUCGUUGCUGUUCUCUCCGCUUGUAGCCAUUCAGGACUCAUCGAUGAGGGGCGAAGAUGGUUUGAUCAAAUGAGAGAAUCCCACAAUUUGAAACCUAAUAUUCAGCACUACGGGUGUAUGGUCGAUCUUCUUGGCCGAUCUGGGCUUCUAAAUGAAGCACAAGGGCUUAUAGAAAACAUGCAAAUGGACCCAGAUGCUAUUAUUUGGAGAUCUCUGCUUAGUGCUUGUCUAGUUCAGGGGAAUGUAGAAUUAGCUGAAAUGGCAGGAAAGAAGAUCCUUGAAUUAGAACCAGAUGAUGAUGGGGUUUACAUACUUCUGUGGAACUUAUAUGCUGCGGCAAGUAGGUGGAAAGAAGCAUUGGAGAUGAGAAAGUUGAUGAAAGAUAGGAGAGUAAGGAAGAGACCCGGGUCAAGCUGGAUCGAGGUGAAUGGUGUCGUGCAUGAAUUUUUCGUCGAAGAUAAGAUGCACCAUCUCCGCAAAGAAAUUUACUUGGUUUUACAAGGCAUUACUCAGCAUCUGAAGCUGGAUUGAUAGAGUGGACCUCUCAAUCUUACAUUCUUCUCUGUUUUAAAUGGCCCAACAUGACUACAUGAGCUGGAAAUCCCCAUUUCCAUGUAAAAAAGCAUCUAUUGGCUUUUGAGCAAGGUGGUUGGUGACUUUGAAAGAUGAACAGGUUCUGAUCAUAACAACAGAUGAAUCAAGACAUCUCAACUGAGUGAUGCCUACUAGUACAUCGUCUGAGAACUAUCCCAGAUCUAUACUAAGGCAUUGACGGUGAUCUCAAAGAUCACAUAACAGAAUGUGAUAUGACUAGAUAGAAUGCAGUAGAAACAGAGACAUGGGAUGGGUUAACUACUCCCGACGGUCAAAUCUAGCUGUUUAAGUUUGAAUUCUUUCAUUAAAUCUCCCCCAAGUGGGCUGCUGUAUUUCCAGGAUUGGAUUAAUAUUCGAAUUCAAUUGGUAUUUUACAUGCA
This is a messenger RNA of Magnolia sinica, 2186 nucleotides long. RefSeq names its product putative pentatricopeptide repeat-containing protein At3g15930. Lineage: Eukaryota; Viridiplantae; Streptophyta; Magnoliopsida; Magnoliales; Magnoliaceae. The coding region runs from base 205 to 1743 and encodes 512 amino acids. Gene Ontology annotation, biological process: RNA modification. The transcript has a single exon. The record is from RefSeq and is a predicted model, not a curated record. Gene Ontology annotation, molecular function: RNA binding; protein binding.